UUGAACCACCUGAGAGGAACAAACGAGGAGAGAAAGUAAGGAAGGAAGAAGAUGGAGGAAAAUGAGGAACUCAUAUUCAAGGUUAGCGCGCGAAAAGGCAUAAAUGAGUAUGGUGAGCAAUCCACCAUGCUCAUAUUUCUUCCCUUCAUAAGCAAAAGCAAAAUACAGGAUUAGCAAACCAUGCAAAUGCAAUAAUGCAACAUAACCAAUUACCAAUAUAGAUUAGUCCAUAAGAAGAAAAAGGCUAAAAAGCAAACUAUUAUGAAAACCAUAAAGCUAGUAAUAUAGUUACCUUCUUACUAAAGCAUACUAUUUCAUCAGGCCAAAUAGAGUGAAGUGUCAUUUUCCUUUGUAGAAGCUCUGUUUCUAUCAAAAAUCUAACAUAAAUAAACUUCCUACGAUGAAUAUUUAUCUCUUUUAACCAUAAACUUCCACAUAAGCCCUUUGUAUAUUCUGAAGAAAUGUAGAGUUAAAGAAAAGCAAAUUGCCAAACAGCUCCUUCUUAUCUGCUUCUUGUUUUACUAUUAUCCAUCCAAUCUUUCUUUUAUCUCUUAUAAAAUUAAGACACAAAAUCUGUCACGUUAAUUUUGCAAGUCCCAUGUCUCCAUCUUCCAAACAACCAUGUUAUAUGAUUUUAAAACAAUGGUCAAAUAUGCAAAGAUACACAGAAUUUUAUAUAUGAAUCCCACAUGCUAAGCAAAGUUAGGUAACUGAUAGGAACCUUGAACUACAACCUGAAGAAUUUUCCUUUACACAAUUCCUUUGUUUUUACAUGUUAUUACAUUUUCAAUGCAUUACAUACUCUCAACUUGAGUGUUGAGUUCUUCCCACAUGUCAAAAUAGCAAAUAGAAAAACAAAAGGAACUAACUUUGGCGCGUUUUCCUUAAGAUUUAUUAGCUCAGGGGCCAGGGCUAGAUUUGUAUGUUCUGUGUUCUUUCAUAUCUUUGAUCAUUUCAGGUAGUGAUAUUGCAAACUUGUACAUUCACAAAUCACAAUGCAGCUUCAUAUUUCGCCGAGUUUAAGGCAUGUAACUGUUUUUCCUGGCAAAGGAGUCAGAGAGUUCAUCAAAGUAAAAGCUGGUUCAAAGCGGUUUUCAUAUAGGAUGGUGUUGUAUUCCCUCCUGUUUUUCACAUUUUUGCUGCGUUUCGUGUUUGUGAUGACCGCUGUGGAAACAAUUGAUGGACAAAGAAAUUGUUCUUCAUUAGGUUGCUUGGGGAAAAGAUUAGCGCCAAGGAUUCUAGGAAGAACGUCUCCUUCAAGUGUCCCAGAAGUGUUAUAUGAAGUAUUUGAAGAACCAAGUCGAGUUAUUGAUGAGAAAAAUCCGGGGUCAGAUAUCCCUCAGUCACUAGAAGAGUUUAUGGCUGAAAUGAGAGACAGUAGACCAGAUGCCAGGACAUUUGCUCUCAAGCUAAAAACAAUGGUGAACUAUCUUGAACAAAGGACACGAACAGCCAAGAUUCAAGAAUAUUUAUAUCGGCAUGUAGCAUCUAGCAGCAUUCCAAAACAACUCUACUGCCUUACAUUAAGGCUAGCAAAUGAACACAGUAUGAAUUCAGCUGCUCGUCUUCAGCUGCCAAAUCCGGAACAAGUCCCUUAUCUAGUAGACAACUCUUUCUUCCACUUUGUUCUAGCCUCUGACAAUGUAUUAGCAGCCUCAGUCGUUGCAAAUUCUCUUGUUCGUAAUUCUCUCAAGGCUGAGAAGGUUGUUUUACACAUUAUUACUGAUAAAAAGACCUACGCGCCUAUGCAAGCUUGGUUCGCAUUACAUCCUUUGACACCUGCUGUCAUUGAGGUCAAGGCAUUGCACCAAUUUGAUUGGAUUAGUAAAGGGAAAGUUCCUGUUAUGGAGGCCAUGGAAAAAGAUCAAAAGGCUAGGUCACAAUUUAGAGGUGGAUCUCAAGCAAUUGUGGCAAGCGAUACUGAAAGACCUCAUGUUAUUGCUGCAAAGCUCCAAGCCAUGAGUCCCAAGUAUAACUCCAUCAUGAAUCACAUUAGAAUACAUCUCCCAGAGCUGUUCCCGAGCCUGAAUAAGAUCGUCUUCCUCGAUGAUGAUAUCGUAAUACAGACUGAUCUGUCACCCUUGUGGGACAUUGAUAUGAAUGGAAAGGUCAAUGGAGCAGUACAAACAUGUAGUGGAGAUGAUAAGUUUGUAAUGUCAAAGAGACUCAAGAACUAUUUGAACUUUUCUCAUCCUUUGAUAGCAAACAACUUCCACCCAGAGGAAUGUGCUUGGGCUUAUGGCAUGAACAUCUUUGAUUUGAAGGCAUGGAGGAAUUCUAACAUUACUGAUUCCUAUUAUCAGUGGCUUCAACUAAAUUUGAAGUCAGACCUAAGUUUAUGGCAGCUAGGCACAUUACCACCAGGACUAAUUGCAUUCCAUGGUAACGUUCAUGUCAUCGAUCCCUUCUGGCAUAUGUUGGGUCUCGGAUACCAAGAAAAUACGAGUCUCAUAGACGCCGAAAAUGCUGGUGUUGUCCAUUUUAAUGGAAGGGCAAAACCUUGGCUUGAUAUAGCUUUUCCACAACUCAGGCCAUUAUGGGCUAGAUACAUAAACUUCUCUGACAAAUUCAUCAAGGGUUGUCAUAUUAGAGAUGCUUGAGAAUUACUUUUUUGAUGAAAUUGAGGUAAAUACUCUUGUACAUGAACUAUGGGUGCCAGAAACCUGUGGAACAAAAUGCAAGAUGAAGAGGCAGAACAAGAAAGAAGUUAUUUUUUUUACUUAAGAUAAGGCUUCCUUAGAUUAGGAGCUCUUUUUUUUUGUUCUUUUGAUUUUUGUGUAUACCCUCUUCUUAUAUUCUUUCAGUCUAUAAAUAAAGUACAAUAAUUUUGAUGCAUCA
Beta vulgaris subsp. vulgaris (sugar beet) is the source of this 2838-nucleotide messenger RNA. RefSeq names its product probable galacturonosyltransferase 12. The transcript is spliced from 6 exons. Bases 996 to 2600 code for a protein of 534 amino acids. Gene Ontology annotation, molecular function: polygalacturonate 4-alpha-galacturonosyltransferase activity. NCBI's taxonomy places the organism in Eukaryota, Viridiplantae, Streptophyta, Magnoliopsida, Caryophyllales, Amaranthaceae. The record is from RefSeq and is a predicted model, not a curated record.